This is a messenger RNA of Daktulosphaira vitifoliae (grape phylloxera), 2629 nucleotides long. RefSeq names its product zinc finger protein 43-like. The transcript has 3 exons. Gene Ontology annotation, biological process: regulation of DNA-templated transcription. The coding region runs from base 189 to 2105 and encodes 638 amino acids. Lineage: Eukaryota; Metazoa; Arthropoda; Insecta; Hemiptera; Phylloxeridae. Gene Ontology annotation, molecular function: DNA-binding transcription factor activity, RNA polymerase II-specific; RNA polymerase II cis-regulatory region sequence-specific DNA binding. The record is from RefSeq and is a predicted model, not a curated record.
UUUUUUUUAUUAGAAAAUCUUAUUUUUUAUUUCAUAAAUUGCUUACUUGAUAUGCUUAGUUAUCCGUAAAAGCUAAAAAAUGAUUCUUUUUGAUCAUAUUUUAAUUCUUAUGUGGUUUAGAGCCAGUGGUUGGUUUAUAACUUUUAGGAAACUAUUUUUUUAUCAAUUAAAAAUUGAGAGGUUAUAGAAUGUCAGAAAAAAAAAAUCAGAGUACUAAUUGUAAUCAUUUAAUUAAAAGCAUAUUAUCAGCAAAGUGGCGUAACAUUGAUUUGGACGAUAAUUUAUAUGAAUUUGAGGAUUCUUCAGAAUAUGAAUUGCCUCUUUCAUCAAUAGCCAAUUUUAGUGAUUCAUUGGAAAGUAAUUGCCUUGCUUUUAAAGCUGAAACCCAAACAAAUAAUGACACAUACCCAAAAGAAGUUUAUCGUUACCAAAUAAAUUCAUUUAAUAAAACACAAUAUCAAGAAAAUAGAUCAUUUAAAGAGUAUAAAUGUGAUAUUUGCGCAAGAAUUUUCAAAAAACGUCAACUAAUCAUUCAUCACUUCAAAACUAGUUUGUGUUUCCCAUCGAGUCCAUCUAAUUUCAAACGGAAUAGUAUAAAACAUCAUGCUUAUAAAACAUCCGCAGCUAUUAGACAAGUAUAUUUAAAAUUAGAAGACAACAAAAAUAGUUCAAAUUUAAACUAUACCACUAAUAAUGAUAAGAAAGACAUAUUUACACAAGCGCUUAGGAAUGUAGUAUCUAAAAAUAAUCAUGAAGAAAACUAUAUUAAUAACAAUAUCCAUGUAAAUUAUCUUAAUAAAAACAAAAAUAGUAAACAUAAAAAUCACUUGAAAAAUAAAAAUAAAUUUAAUCUUGAUAAUUGUAUAAAAAAUUAUAUGCAAUCUUCAAGUAUGAAAAGUGAUGUGUUCAAAUGUGAUAGAAAGUUAAAAAACCAUUGGUAUAAACAUGAAUUUGAAUUUGUUGAAUGUAGAUAUUGUAAUAAGAAAUUUAAUUAUGAUUUUAAUUUGUCUCAACACAUUAAAAAGAAACAUAAAUUUUCUAAAAAUUAUCACUGCUCUGAAUGUUUUAAAGUGUUUUACAAACGUUCAGAUAUCAAAAUGCACAUUUUUAAGGAGCAUAAUAAUUAUCAAAAAUUUAGUUGUAAAAUCUGUGCAGUUUCUUUCUAUUCUUCAUUAGAACUUAGCGAACAUAUGAAAAUUCAUUAUAGUAAAAAUUCUUAUAAAUGUGAUGUUUGCCCUAAAUCAUUCAAUUCAUCUUAUCGUCUUUAUCAACAUUAUCAAUGGCAUCUUGGUAUAAAUCACUUUAAAUGUCAGUUUUGUUCAAAAAUGUUUUCCAACUUUUCAAGCUAUUUAUCACAUGAAAGAAUUCAUACCGGUGAAAAAUCUUGUGUAUGCUGUGUAUGCAAAAAACGCUUUAAAGUAAUAUCUAAUUUAAAAUUUCGUUCAAGAAUUCAUAUGAAAUGUAAACCAUUUAUUACUAACUGCUGCCUAAAAAAUUAUUUACUGACAUCAAAAUCACUAACUAACAAAAAUAUAUGCUCAAAAGAAAAACUACUGAAUUCUUAUUCCAGUGACUCUUUUAAUUGUUCAACUAUGUUAAAUAUACAUAAAAAUUUCACAAAUAUUUAUAUAUGCAAAAAAUGUAAAAUUAACUUAAAACCAUCUUAUACAUGUGAUAUUUGUAGCAAGUCUUUUACACAAUAUUUUCUUUUAGAAGAACACCAAAAUAUCCAUAUAAAUAGUAACAGUUUCAAAUGUAAUUUGUGUCAUUUAAUACUUUCAGAUUACAGUAUGUUUAUUACUCAUAAAAAAUCCCAUGACAUAAGCAAAAUUUAUCAAACUGAGGAUGUUUGUAACUAUUUAAAAUUAAAUGAAAAUUUCAAAUGUAAUGUUUGCGGAAUGUUAUUUGCAUGUUCGAAAAUUCUUGAAGAACACACUACAGUUCAUAUUGAACCUAAACUAGAAAAACUUCAAAUUUGUAUGAAAAAUGAACUCGAAAAUGAAAUUCAGACGAAUAUUAGAAGUGAAUUUAAGUGUGAUCUUUGUAAUGAUAUUUUCAAUACACAAUCUCAAAUUGUUACUCAUAUUUUAUCAACUCAUUAUUAGAUAAGAGUGUAUAUGACAUAUUUUUAAUGGGUCAUAUGUUAAUAUUAAUUGGUAAUAAAAAUUUGAAUAUAUAGUGUAAUUUCUAGUCAAUGUUCAAAUAUUGUAAAAUUGUACUCAUUUAAUGAAUGUUUUAAAUUCUAAUAAAAAUACUUUCCACUAUAAAAUGUAUAAAAUGUUCAAAACAAUAAUAUGGCUAUUUUUAUUUAAUCUAUAAUAUAGUAUAACAAUACCAUUUGAGUAGUAUAACAGCCAUGAAUUUUAAUACAAUGCAGUAAUAUUUAGAUUAGUGGUUUCAAAAUUUUUUUUCUCUUCCACUUACUUAAAAAAAAUAAAUCUUAAUGGCGCACCCUACUGAUUGAACCUAAGGUGGUAUAGCCUCUUAGUUAAAGAAUUAAUAAAUUAGUUUUAUUAUCAUAUGAAAGAUUUUUUACCUUUCCCUAAAUAGUUAUAGAACCUAUAUAGGAAAAAAUAUUUAGAUUAAUUAGAAAAACUAAAAAGGAGUAAGUAGUAUCAUUCAUCAUAAU